Messenger RNA from Peromyscus californicus insignis, 3453 nucleotides. RefSeq names its product chromosome unknown C20orf202 homolog (gene CUNH20orf202). Lineage: Eukaryota; Metazoa; Chordata; Mammalia; Rodentia; Cricetidae. The coding region runs from base 2079 to 2375 and encodes 98 amino acids. The record is from RefSeq and is a predicted model, not a curated record. The transcript is spliced from 2 exons.
GAGACCAGCUUCCCCCAUGUCCUUCACCCAGUGCUCCUGCCCUGUUGUCUGGGGCUAAAAUAAGACCCUCCUCCUUGAUUUAAAGAUAUUUACUUGAAGUUUUUUUGCUCGAAUAAAUUAUCAGGUUCUAUUUCAAAUCCCCUUUGUUAAUAUGGUAUCUUUUUUGUUUUUAAUUUUUUGUGUCUAUAAUUAUUUUCCUAAUACUUUUUGUUUUAGACAGGGUCCCACUGUGUAGACCAGGCUAGCCUAGAACUUACAGAGAUCCGCCUACCUCUGCCUCCUGAGUGCUGGGACUGAAGAUGUGCAGCACCAAGUCAGGCUUCAUAGUAUUUUUCUCCUAGAGUUCUUGGAGGAAGAAAAGUCUGGUCCCAUGGUGGUUGGUGUCUGCUCACUGUCACUUGUUCUGGGCAGUUUCCUUACAUGUUUUGUCAUUGUGGGUCCUGGAUGGAUCUAACGGAGCACAUAUCCAUGGGUAUGCUGUCACAGCCUGAGCUGAGAGCAUGGAUGGAAUUCAUUUAGCUGGUCCUCUCUGCUCUGUAUCUAGGUUCUGUAUCUAGGAUGGCUAUAUCAGCUCUUGGAUUGGAGUUUCAGAUUCAUGCGGAUAGAGUGCAUUUUUGAAAACCCUACAUGAGAAUUACAUCCUGUUUAUUCCCACUGUAACAUGAGUUUGGGUCUCAUUUGUUUCUGUUUGGUAGAAUAUCGACCAGCGAAACAAGGUCAUUCUCUCUCUGGUUUGGAGCUUCUUCCUGGUGCCUGGGGCAGAACUUGGCACACAGUAGACAAUCGUUAAGUGUUUAUUGGAAGGGAUGAUGAAGGAAUAUCCUUUCCACAGUGUGCUGUGAGGAAUAAAUGUGGAAUUGGGCAGGACCGGAUUUGAUGGCAAGCAGCGGAGUCCAGUUCAAAAGGCAUUUACAGUCCCACUGACAUGCAGAUGGUGUCGCUGACUUGGUGGAAGCAUGAUUUCCAACCUCUCCUUUUGUUGGCUGUCAUCUUAUCGUUGCUAGACGGCAGCUGUAGCUCCAGGCACCACAUCCACAUCCCAGGCAGACGGAAGGGACAAAAAGCAAAAUUAAAGAGGAAGCAACAGUAACAUUUCCUGGUUUUUAGGAAAGUGAAGAUUUCCCAAUGUGUAAGAGCACAUUUCUGCUGUGAUUUCCCUCAUGGAGAACUGGUCACGUGAGCAUCCCAGAAGUUAAGGGGCAUGGGAAGUCAGCAUCCCUUCAUCCAGACUCCACAGGUGAGGGAGGAAGGGUGGGAGACUGGGACCACAGAAGGGGUAUCAGCCCCAGAGGGCAUGUGUAAACUGCCUACUCUACACAGAAACCAUAAAGAAACCCUAAUAGGCCUUUCUGUGCCGGCCUCACUCAGCCUCAUAGUCCUGGUGUGCCUGUGGACCAUCACCGGCCUCACUCAGCCUCACAGUCCUGGGAUGCCUGUGGACCAUCACCGGCCUCACUCAGCCUCCCAGUCCUGGGGUGCCUGUGGACCAUCACCGGCCUCACUCAGCCUCACAGUCCUUGGGUGCCUAUGAACUAUCACCGGCCUCACUCAGCCUCACAGUCCUGGGGUGUCUGUGGACCAUCACCGGCCUCACUCAGACUCACAGUCCUGGGGUGUCUGUGGACCAUCACCGGCCUCACUCAGCCUCACAGUCCUGGGGUGCCUGUAGCCCAUCACCGGCCUCACUCAGCCUCACAGUCCUGGUGCCUGUGGACCAUCACCGGCCUCACUCAGCCUCACAGUCCUGGGGUGCCUGUGGACCAUCACCGGCCUCAGCCUCACAGUCCUAGUAUGCCUGUUGGCAUCAGAUCCCCUGAGCUCCUGGAACCAUCAGGCAUGAAGAUAUCCAUAUCCCUGAUUUCUCCCCUUCUUUCUUGUUUUGUUCAAAGCACUAAAGCUUAAAAAAAAAAUCCUAAACUACGUUUUCCAACGUGAAUAAUGUCCUGCUCUCAUUAAUUCCACCUGGUGACUUAGCUGACAGGCUGAGACAGCUUGAAGGAAGCCGGUGACUGUACAAGUCAAAGGUCUCUCAAGCUCGUAGCCAAGUCAUUGCCAAGGACUCUAUCAAGGACACUGAGAUGGAAAUACCAGGAGAGCCGGCAGCCAAUCUCGGGCAGAUCCUGGAAUGGCUGAGGAAGGAGCUGGCUGAGAUGCAGAUCCAAGACCAGCAGCUGCUGCUCGCACUGAGGCAUCUGCAGAGCCUCCUGGAGGAGCUUCGAACCGAAAGCACCCACUGGGAGGAUACAAGGUCCAGCAGAAACACAUCACCUUUCCGAGCUAGACUGGGCUCAGAGGGCCGGGGCUGCCAGCCUGUGUUGAGGGAACUGGCCCAGCUGCACCGAGGGGAAGAGAGCAGACGAAGCUCCCUUCCUUAACCAGCCAGAGAGGGUACUCAUCAAAACCCUCCCACCUUGAGUAUAAAUUUUGUGUCUGCUGUGUGUCCUUGGAUCUGUCAAUUCUUAACUGUCUCUGUCACUUAUCAAUGUAUGUGUGCGUUUGUGAUAAAUCAUUGGAUGCACACAUGCUUCAAAAGAACAACCCUGUUACAUAGUUUCCAGCAAGUUUAUUACCCAGGGUGAUAAUCCUAUUUUUAGGAAUUUUUCAUAGGGCGAUUGUUAAAAGAAAGAUUAUGAUGUGCAAAGAUGGCUGCCUACUGUUGUCUUGGUUAAAAAUCAGAAUACCUGUAGUGACUUCCUGGCUACUUUCUGUGUUCCCAACAGGCCUUCCUGGCCCUCUUUAUCUGGUAAGAACAGACCCUGUUGCCACCACAGAUCACAGAGAUGAGCAGGUCUCCAGGCCUAGUCAACUAUAUAAUUCAUGUUGGCUCUAACAUGAUUCGUGAUUGGUUUAAUUCAUGGGCAUGUGACUCAACAAAGCCAACCACAGUCCUUCCCUGGGAUUGCUAUCUGGAUUCUGCCAACCACACUUCCAGGAUGCAAUUUGAUUUCUCUUAAGCUGGGUUGGUCUUCACCAAUAAGCCGUGUAGGGUUAGACUCUAAGGCAAGAGGUGGGAGGAGAGACUGGCUCCUUUGUCCCCACAGUAUCUUGUAGGCUUCUUGCAACUCUUGGUGUCACCCUCAGUGAUGCUUCACCUCAGAGCAAGUGGCACCAGCUCUGUCUAGAUCUAAGGCCCAGCCUGGAGGCACCGUCUAGGCUCCAAGCCCCCUUUUAGAUGUCUGUAGGCCAGUGCUACAGGCCUUCUUUCUGCGUGGUUUAAAUUUUAAUCCUUCAGCUUGUUCCCCCGGCACUGGUGGUAAAUUCUUCCUGUAAUUGCAAGCUUGGAAUUCUUUUCAUAACUUCUCAUCCACUCAGUUAACUUUAUACUUAGUUAACAAUUCUUUGUAUUAAAUUCUGUGUGUUUAAAAAAAAGGAAGAAAGAAAAGGUGUGGCUUCUUUCCUACCUAUCCCCACCGACACCAUUUUUGCCAAUGCAGCUCUAACUAUUCAAAUGUC